GUUUUGAUCACUGAGGUUUUGAUAACUGAGACAAUGGUCACUGAGGUUUUGAUCACACAGUCAGUCAUGACUGAGACAGUGGUGACUGAGGUUUUGAUCACUGACACGGUGGUAGCUGAGGUUUUGAUGACUGAAACAUCGGUCACCGAGGUUUUGAUCACUGAAACAUUGAACACUGAGGUUUUGAUCACUGAGACAGUGGUAAAUGAGGUUUUGAUAACUGAGACAAAGGUGACUGAGGAUUUGAUCACUGAGACAAUGGUGACUGAGGUUUUGAUCACUGAGACAAAGGUGAUUGAGGUUUUGAUAACUGAGACUAUCAGGAUCGUUGAAGAGUAG
Molecule: messenger RNA, 339 nt
Organism: Lottia gigantea (owl limpet)
Lineage: Eukaryota; Metazoa; Mollusca; Gastropoda; Lottiidae
Exons: 1
Source: RefSeq, a predicted model, not a curated record